AUGAAUGAAUCACAAAACAACGGCGACGUUUACUUUCUCGUCGCCGCGCUAUCGCCUCGCCGAGGCUCCCGCCAUCCUGGCGGCCCACGACCUCCCGUCGUCUCCGCCCUCCCCUCCGCUCGUUUCCGCCCCGACGCCGAUCGCAUCGCUCGGCGCGUAGUCCCUGCACAUCCUCAUCGUGAGCGUGUCGGCGCACUUCCUCAUCGCCGCCAUGCUCUCGGCGAAGGACGAAUCCUUGGUGUCGUGCCACGCGGGUUGCAGCGACCCGCGAAACUCAACCGUGGACGUCUCCAUGAGCACGUCUCCGACGAGCACCUCCCCGUGCGCGUUGCCGUCGACGUCGACGCUCACCACACACGGCCUGCCAUCGGGCCCGGGCGCGAACGAGAUGCCCGUGGCGCUCAUGCCGCGCGACACGUCCAGGCACACCUCGAAGCAUCCAACCUCCUCGCGGUAACUGACAAACACCGGCGGGCGCGCCUCGGGCGGCGCGGUCUCCUUUUCCUCGACGCCCGCGUCCUCUUCGAGCUCGUCGUCCGCGUGUACAACCGCGACGAGCUCCAUGUUCUCGACGGGAUCCGCGAGAAUUUCGGGCGCGUCCUCGUCCCCAUCGUCCACCGAGUCGCUGUACACGUCCAUGCCGUCGCACGAGAAGAGCAGUUGACGCUCCUCCGUGCUCGCGUCGUCGUGAUGGAACGAGUAGAGGGCAUCUCCGGCGGCGGUUUCCUCGUAGGACACGAUGCACGAGACGUCGACGCCCGAGCCCUCAGCAGCCACCUUGGAGACGACGCAUGCGCGGGAUCGAGGCGGUGCGCGUCCGCUAGGGGCGCGAACGCGCGCCGCCGAGGAGGACAAGGCCCGCACGGCGCUCAUCUUUAUCCGAAACCUAGACUGACGAGUCCGGUACCCCUCGCUCGCUUCCCUUCGUAG
This is a messenger RNA of Micromonas commoda, 930 nucleotides long. RefSeq lists its product with no specific name. The transcript has a single exon. Lineage: Eukaryota; Viridiplantae; Chlorophyta; Mamiellophyceae; Mamiellales; Mamiellaceae. The record is from RefSeq and is a predicted model, not a curated record. Bases 1 to 930 code for a protein of 309 amino acids.